AUGGCUGCCACCAUCCGCGAGAACCUGCUCAAAUUCGAGCUGCGCCCCAUGGAAAUCCCGAGGCCGAAAUGCGUCGGAAUGGAGUUCGUGCAGACCAUUGGACGGCAGGGAUUUUAUAAGGUGAGAAUUGGCGAUUUUUUGGAGGAAAAUUUGAUUUUUUAAGAAAAAAAAUUUUUGAAAAAAAAAUUUUUUUUUGUGAUUUUUCGAAAAAAAUCACAUUUUUAUGCUGGGAAUUUUAUGCUGGGAAAAAAUAUAAAUUUUUUCAAGCCCACAUUUUUCAGAUUUUUUUAAAAAUUUCAUCAAAAAUUUCGAAAAAAACUAAAAUUUCAUCUCUAAACCAACAUCAAAAACAAUAUUUCCCUUUGUCUCCCCAUUUCGAAUAAUAAUCGAAAUGAGAAAUGAGAAAUUCCCCUUUUGACUCGUCUUCCUCAAGAAAGCAACGGUACAAAAAUACAGCCAAAAUUCCGGCGGAACACGGCGCGUUCCUCGUUGGCGCAGUUGGUUAGCGCGUGGUACUUAUAAACAUUAGGCGAUGCCAAGGUCACGGGUUCGAGCCCCGUACGAGGAAGAAACCAUUUUUAGAGAAAAUAUGGUAUUUUAAGGCUCUGGCUUAAAAUUUUUUUACCUCGCUUGACAGCAUUGUCUAUAAUCUCUUGUUUUUAGCAGGUUUUACUGUAAUAUUUAGGUUUUUUGAUAUCUUUUUUCCGACUUUUUCAUCUAACAGGGAAGUACCCCAAGUGGGACGCUCAGAUAUUGAUAAAACUGGGUACAAAUUUAGAUUAAUUUUUUCUAAAAUAUAUGCGAGAAUCCUAGCUCGCGCUUUGCAGAAACAAUCGAGAUUUUUAGAUCGAAAAUCGGCGAAAAUUUGACGCUUUUUGCCGAAUUUCGGCACGAAAAGUUUCAUGCCUAUUUCUACCAUAGAGGGCAAUGUUUCCACAAAAAAUCAAUUUUUUCCGCACGAAACUAGUAAAGUUAUGGCCAAAGAGCGUAUUUCAUUUCUCUAACCGCUCUCCGCGUUUUGCGUACUCUCUCGGCGGCAAAGAUCGUUGAAUAUCUCGGCGGAGGUUGUAAAGCGCGAGCUAAAACUUUCAGGAAUUGAUACUUAGUCCAAGACCGACGUUUGUGCAGAAUUUAAAGAAAAUCUGAGCGUCGGACUUGGAGUACUCGCUUCUAGCCACGUGUAAUAUAAGAUUUGCGUUUUUUUCAGACCGUUCGCAAUGAAGCACAAAAAUAUGGAGUGGCCAUCAAAGAAAAAGGCCCUAGACGCCCAGUUUUGCCGGAUUUCUGGCAGAACUCGCAAAGCAGCGACAGCAGCGCGGCCACGACUCCAUCGCCCACCGAGAUGCAUUAUGUUGGAUAUAAAGUGGAUCAGAACUUCAACGAGGUCUUCGUCAGACGUUUUUCGGUAAGACAAUUCUACCAUCAAAUAGUAUCGACUAUAUUUGACAAAUUUACCGUAUAUUUUAGCUAAAAUUUUGAUGAUUUUCAGCUAAAUCACAGCUCGACGGACUCGAUUCCCGAGGAACCGGAGUACCCGGAGCCCGAACCCGACUACGACGUGGAUGAUAAGCCCCGCUCGCGGAUCCCGGAUGCCCCUCCACUCCCUCCCAACUUCUUCAAGAAACCCGCCAACGCCCUACGGAGCAGAAAAAAUACCAAAACUCGCGUUAGAUUGUAAUAAUUGUACAAAUUUUCAAAAUUUCCCAAAUUUUCCUGUAAAAUUAUAUACAAAGGUCCACAAUAAACUAAUCCUCACAUUAUUUAGAAGAAGUUUAUAACGUAGAGAGUCUUCUUUGAGGAGAAAAUCGCGAGAAAACAUCAAAUUUCCAAAGUUUUGACAAGUAUAAUAUUGCACUUGAUAAAAUAUUAUAAAAAUCAUACAAUUCUUGGAUUUUCUUGCAGUUUCUAGCUCUCAAUUCCAAGAACAACUCACACUUCAACUUCUCGGACAUGUCUCAUCGUACAAAAUGUCGUAAAGUUGUCGAUUUUCCCACCAAGAAAAGAAUUCCCACGAAAAAUGCAACAACGUGGCGAAAAUGUCCAACUCUCGUCGUCAAAGUGCUCAUUCGUCCAAUCCACCUCAUCAACAGCCACUCUACUUCGAAUUGCUCAUCUGAAAGUUGGAUUCGCCGCAAAUUUUCGGCCUCAAUUCUCGAUAUUCCACUUGCCAUGUCCACAGCGUCGUCGAGCUCGGAUUUGUCCACGGAAUCCGUGGAAUGCCCGGAAAUGGGGCUGGAAUUCCUGAAGCACAUCGAUGUUCGCGGCAUGAGAAGGUGUGUUCGGAUGGCGGACAAGGAUUUUGUCGGCUUUUUACGUUCACUGGGGAUUGUACUUGAUGAAUCGCUAGUUCAUCUGCGAAAUCCCAGUGUGGAUGUGUUGUAUUGGCUGGAAAGGGAUCCGAUCAUGAAGCCAAAGCAGGUAAGCUGUUUUUACUUUGUUUCUUUUUUGAUUUUAGGCAGGUUCGAAGGAAGAAAGUACCUAAUUUUAGCCGAUAUUUGAGUGGGCUUGUGAUGGAUAAUAUCGGAAAAGAAAUUUUGAAGAAAACAGGGGUCAAGGCGGCUGUUAUAGCUUCUGACUGUUCUAUUAUACAGAAAUCAACCAUUUUUAUCCCAAAAACUCGGCUUUCGAUGUUAUCCAUACCUAAAAUCUUUUAGUGUAAGACUUGACCCGGGUCGUGUCUUACUUUGCGAUUUUGUUCCAGGGGUGGUCAGUGGGCCGGGCCGGCCCGUGACGGGCCGGCCCGGCCCAAACGGGCCGGCCGGGCUCAAAAAUGGAAAAUUACAAACGGGCCGGGCCCGUCACGGGCCGGGCCCGUCACGGGCCGGGCCGGGCCGCGGGCCUGGGGUUUUUUCCGGCCCGGCCCGGCCCGUCUAAAUUACAAUGCCAAACCGUUGGCAUUCAUUGUUUUCGCGCCGGGAAAAUUAAUUGAUGUUGUUAUAGUUGCUGUUUCUCAAGUUCUAAAACGUUUACAAGUCUAUAGUUCCAUUAUAAAACCACAAAACUAUCACAUUGAUCCUUUACUAGCUAUAUCAACGCCUUUUUUGCCUAAGUUUAGAUCCCAAGCUUGGGCGCAGUUCGCAGAACCUCUAUAAACGGGCCUGCACGGGCCGGGCCGGGCCGGGCCAGGCCCGUCACGGGCCGGGCCGGGCCGGGCCUGGAAAAAGACUAGACGGGCCGGGCCGGGCCGGUAAUUAGACGGGCCGGGCCGCGGGCCGAAAAUCGGAAAAAUAGGGUCCGCUGACCACCCCUGUUUUGUUCAUUGCAUAAUCGAGAAAUCCUUACAGAUCUUCCUUCUCUCCUACCUCUGGGCCCUAGGCCAUCAUCAAACGAAGCCGCUGGAUCAACUCCUUCCCAUUCAUGGAGCUAACGGCGAUGUUGUUGAUGUAGAUCACAUCGCCGCUUGGCUCCGCCGUUUCUCCGCAAUUUGCCGACAAUGGAAGUCCAAGAUGAGCUCAGAUUUCCGGGCACGUGGUGCGGUCAAAAAGUACGCCACAGAAUUCCUUUGGCGGAGUUUUUUCGGCGACCAAUGUUUCUACCAUCUGUGGGCGCAGAUCCUCUAUUUCUCUCGUAAUUAA
Messenger RNA from Bursaphelenchus xylophilus (pine wood nematode), 3575 nucleotides. Lineage: Eukaryota; Metazoa; Nematoda; Chromadorea; Rhabditida; Aphelenchoididae. The record is from the annotation of a GenBank genome assembly.